Molecule: messenger RNA, 483 nt
Organism: Huiozyma naganishii CBS 8797
Lineage: Eukaryota; Fungi; Ascomycota; Saccharomycetes; Saccharomycetales; Saccharomycetaceae
Gene: HCH1
Product: Hch1p
Exons: 1
Coding region: 1-483 (160 amino acids)
Biological process (GO): protein folding; positive regulation of ATP-dependent activity
Cellular component (GO): cytosol
Molecular function (GO): protein-folding chaperone binding; ATPase activator activity
Source: RefSeq, a predicted model, not a curated record
AUGGUCGUUUUGAAUCCCAACAAUUGGCACUGGGUCGACAAGAACACGCUGCCCUGGACGCAGGAGUACCUGACAGAGAGACUUGUCGGGUUCAAAGUGGACGUCAAUAAUGACUCUGCAGAGGAGGGUGCCGUGCACAGUGUGGAAAUCUCGAAGGUGAACAAAGUCGCUGGUGACUCGAACGUCUCGCAGCGGAAGGGCAAACCGAUCUGCUACUUCGAUUUGGACUUGGCGUUCGACAUUGUUGCUGUGGUGGACGCUAGUGCGGAUGCAGAGACGAAGGACGCGGAGACAGUGGCUGGUUCAGUUCAGGUCCCCGAAUUCAUGCAUGACGAGGAUGACUUCGAGAUCAAAGUUUCUGGGUUGGACGCGAGAUUGACGGAAUUGGUCAAGCAGCAGUUCGUGCCCUCCUUCAGGGCGACGUUGCUAGAGUACCAGACGGACUUGAUCAACGAGCAUUCCAAGUACUUGGAGGAAAGUUGA